AUGUAUGGCUCCGGUCGGGUCAGGUGCACGCUAAACCGCAACGGGCUAGCGGGUGCCCUAGCCGAGCCCACAGCUGGAACUGCACAACGAAACGGAAGCAAAAUUGAAUCGCAUUUCGAGAAACCCGGCAACGACAACAGCGACUUCGACAAUCCCCCAAACCUCUCGUCCCUGUCGAGUUUCUGCUCCUUUUCUCGCUCGCAGAUUCUCGCCGCUGGUGAUUCAACCUUCUCGUCAAUCCCACUCACCGCAAUCAUGGCCGAUACUCCCGUUACCCUGCGGACUCGCAAGUUCAUCCGCAACCCCCUGCUCGCCAGAAAGCAGAUGGUCGUGGACGUCCUCCACCCCAACCGGGCUAAUGUCUCCAAGGACGAGCUCCGCGAGAAGCUCGCCGAGCUGUACAAGGCCAACAAGGACCAGGUCUCCGUCUUCGGUUUCCGCACUCAGUACGGUGGUGGCAAGAGCACUGGCUUCGCCCUCGUCUACGACUCCCACGAGGCCCUGAAGAAGUUCGAGCCUCACUACCGCCUGGUCCGCAUCGGUGCCGCUACUAAGAUCGAGAAGGCCAGCAGACAGCAGCGCAAGCAACGGAAGAACCGUUCCAAGAAGUUCCGCGGUACCGCCAAGACCAAGGGACCCAAGAAGAACAAGGACUAA
Messenger RNA from Aspergillus udagawae, 657 nucleotides. Its product is annotated as 40S ribosomal eS24 domain-containing protein. Gene Ontology annotation, cellular component: ribosome. The coding region runs from base 1 to 657 and encodes 218 amino acids. The transcript has 3 exons. Lineage: Eukaryota; Fungi; Ascomycota; Eurotiomycetes; Eurotiales; Aspergillaceae. The record is from RefSeq and is a predicted model, not a curated record. Gene Ontology annotation, molecular function: structural constituent of ribosome. Gene Ontology annotation, biological process: translation.